Molecule: messenger RNA, 2305 nt
Organism: Helianthus annuus (common sunflower)
Lineage: Eukaryota; Viridiplantae; Streptophyta; Magnoliopsida; Asterales; Asteraceae
Product: disease resistance protein RUN1-like
Exons: 5
Coding region: 35-1849 (604 amino acids)
Biological process (GO): defense response
Source: RefSeq, a predicted model, not a curated record
UAAAACAAUUCCGUUAAACGAAAUUUUGGAAAAAAUGGAAGUAAGCUAUAAUGGCCUAGAGAAUGAUCAAAAAGAAAUAUUCCUAGAUGUCGCAUGCAUACUGAAAGGUGCGAUCAAAGACAAAGCAAUCAGAGUACUUGAAAGCCAUGGAUUUAAUGCUGAAAUAGGUUUAAAAGUUCUUGAGCAGAAAUCUUUAAUAACUCUUUCUAGUGAUGGCCAUUUGCUCUUGCAUAACCAUGUAGAAGAAAUGGGAUGGAAUAUUGUUCGUCGUGUGGACCCUGGUGUGCCUAGCAGACAUAGCCGAUUAUGGAUUAAAGAAGAAAUUGAAGAUAUAUUGAUUAAUGGCUUGGGCACUGAAGCAACACGGAGUAUAAAAUUGCUGAACACAUGCCUCAGUCCAGAUAUUAUUAUGAACGGCCUUACAAAAAUGACGGAACUUAGAUUUGUUUACAUGGAUAAUGGAUACGAAACUUAUGCAUACGCAUCUCCGUCCAGCUAUAAAAAUGUCAGCUUACCAAAUGCUUUACAAUAUCUAUUUUGGUGGGGUUAUCCUUUAUCAUGUUUACCCGAAACAUUUCGAGCAAAUAAUCUGGUUAACCUUGAAAUGCCUAAUAGCAAUAUCUCUCGGCUCUGGGAAGGAGGAGAAAGAAAGGUGCUUAAAAAGCUUAAAUUCCUUGACCUGAGUUAUUCAAAAUUGAGAACCUUUGGCCUUGUGAUGACCCCAAAUCUUGAGGAGCUGCAUCUUAGAGAAUGUAAUGACUUUGAAGAACUGCACAUUUCUGUUGAAUGUUUAAAGCUCAAAUUCCUCGACCUCAGUGGUUCUAAGGUGAGUAAACUUAACCUUGCGUUGACUCCAUCGCUGGAAGAGUUGCAUCUUGAAGAAUGUCAUGACUUGGAAAAACUCCACAUGCCAGUUGAAUGUCCAAAUCUCCAAAUUCUCAGCCUCAAUGGGUCUAGGGUGAGUAACCUUAACCUUGGGCUGACACCACUUCUCUGGUGUUUAGAUGUUGAAGAAUGUUAUAAUCUUCAAGAAAUUCAAGCUUCAGUGGGUUGUCUUAAAAAGCUUGCCUGCUUAAACUUAAACAGAGAUUCGGUUGUUAAAAAGCAUCUUAAAUCGCCUGGUUUUGAUUUUUUAGCUAUGUUAAAAGUGAAUGCAGAGUGCGUAGAUGACUGUCCGCUACAUCCCCACAAUAACUUGCCAAAGUUUCAGUUUGAAUGUUUCUAUGAUGAACAUCUGACCUUAUCUAGUGGAAAUCUUGAGAAGCUUAUUUCUUUUGGUCUAUGUGCUUGCACAAACCUUGAGUCUUUUUCAGCAAGCAUUUGCGGUUUACAACGUUUAGGAAAGCUUACACUUGAAGGCGAUAUUCGAGAGGCGCCCAAGGAUCUUUUUCAGUUACAAAGUCUAGAGGAACUAACUCUAUCCAUGAAAAAGAUUAAUCGUCUUCCAGAUAGCAUUUGUCGGUUGAAACAUCUAAAAUCUCUUGAACUUAAAUCUUGUUUCCUUCUUGAGCAAUUGCCCGAGGAACUUGGCAAAUUAGAGUGUUUAGAGAAGUUGCACCUAUUGGAUUGUAUAUCCUUACCAGAUAUUCCAAACAGCGUUUGUGAGAUGAAAUGUUUAAAAUAUCUACAUCUCCCGUACUGUGUUCUAGUUGAGAACUUGCCUGCUGAAGUUGGACGUCUAAAAUGUUUGAAAGAGUUAAAUAUACAAGGUACAGGCAUAAAUCGUCUUCCAGAUAGCAUUAUUGAAUUGAAAGGCCUGUGUAUUAUAUGGUCUACGGGGAGGCUUGAGUCGUAUGGUUUUACAUCCCUUAAAAAACUCUCAAAAUACACGUCUUCCUGCUACGUAUAGCUGUGAAUAACAUAAACACUCAUGACAAAAUGAGUCUCCUAGAAGUUAUUAUUCACAAACAAAUAUUGUAACAGGCAUUUCAUGUAGGAUUUAACUGUUUGUAAUGGAGCAAAAAUUAGCCAUGGUCUAGCGUGCGAUUGAUGUUCUAUCAAGCAAUUGUCAAGUUCAGGUUAUAUGUAUGCUUCUCAUAUGAAAUUACCAUGUACGUUCGUGACAGACUCAAAGUAGAUGUUCUCGUGAUUAAAACUGGUAUCGUGGUGGUCGUUGUAUAAUGAGAUCUUCUGAAGAUUUUUAUAGCCUGAAGUAGGACUUGAAGGUUUGAAUGCCUUUUUUUAAGAAUUUUUCGUUCCUCUCAAACAUUGUAAAUGUGUGUUUUUCGAACAAAAUUUGAUACAGGGACUACUAGUUCGAGUAAAAAGUGAAUGUAAUAUGGAAUGAAUAAAAGCAAUGCAGAUG